Lolium rigidum is the source of this 2132-nucleotide messenger RNA. RefSeq names its product LRR receptor kinase SERL2-like. Lineage: Eukaryota; Viridiplantae; Streptophyta; Magnoliopsida; Poales; Poaceae. Gene Ontology annotation, molecular function: protein binding; ATP binding; protein kinase activity. The transcript has 10 exons. The coding region runs from base 47 to 1933 and encodes 628 amino acids. Gene Ontology annotation, biological process: protein phosphorylation. The record is from RefSeq and is a predicted model, not a curated record.
GAGGCAGUCACACUCGAACCACCCACACCUCGCCACGCCCUCGGCAAUGGAGGCGCCUCCCCUCUCCCUGCAGCAGCUGAUGGCGGCGGCGGUGCUGCUGCUCGCCGUCGUCUCCUCCCCUUUCACCGCCGCCCUCCUCUCCCCCAAGGGCGUCAACAACGAAGUGCAAGCGCUGAUUGGGAUCAAGAGCCUCCUCAAGGACCCGCACGGCGUGCUCAGGAACUGGGACCAGGACUCCGUCGACCCCUGCAGCUUCGCCAUGGUCACCUGCUCCCCAGACAACUUCGUCACCGGACUGGAGGCGCCAAGCCAGAACCUCUCCGGCAUCCUCGCCCCAGCCAUAGGGAACCUGACCAGCCUGGAGACCGUGCUCCUGCAGAACAACGUCAUAACCGGCCCAAUCCCGGCCGAGAUCGGCAACCUUGCGAGUCUCAAGACACUGGACCUCUCCAGCAACAGAUUCUAUGGGGAAAUCCCAGCAUCCGUGGGCCACCUCCAAAGCCUCCAGUAUAUGAGGCUCAAUAACAACACCCUGUCCGGGCCAUUCCCUUCAGCAUCAGCUAAUCUGUCGCAACUUAUUUUCCUAGAUUUGUCAUACAAUAACCUAAGUGGCCCAGUACCGGGAUCUUUGGCAAGAACAUACAACAUAGUUGGAAACCCUCUCAUAUGCGAUGCAAACAUGGAGAAAGACUGCUACGGGACCGCGCAGAUGCCAAUUUCCUACAACCUGAAUGGUUCGCAAGGCGCUGCGCCGACGAAGACUAAAAGCCACAAGUUUGCGGUCGCGUUUGGUGUUGUGACUGGUUGCAUGACCUUCCUCUUCCUUGCUGCUGGGUUCUUGUUCUGGUGGAGACAGCGUCGGAACCGGCAGAUCCUUUUCGACAUGGAUGAUCAACACAUGGAGAACGUUAGCCUUGGGAAUGCCAAGAGGUUUCAGUUCAAGGAGCUGCAGGUUGCAACCGACAAAUUCAGCAGCAAGAACAUACUUGGGAAAGGCGGCUUCGGACAUGUGUACAUGGGGCAGCUCCCCGAUGGAACGCUUGUGGCUGUCAAACGGCUCAAGGACGGUAAUGCUGCAGGAGGCGAGUUGCAGUUCAAGACCGAAGUUGAAAUGAUCAGCUUGGCGGUCCACCGGAACCUCCUCAGGAUCCUCGGGUUCUGCAUGACUGCCACUGAGAGGCUACUAGUCUACCCAUACAUGUCAAAUGGAAGCGUCGCUUCACGCCUGAAAGGAAAGCCACCUUUGGACUGGAUCACCAGGAAGAGGAUAGCCCUUGGAGCAGCAAGAGGUCUACUUUACCUUCAUGAACAGUGUGACCCCAAGAUCAUCCACAGGGAUGUCAAGGCGGCCAACGUCUUGCUGGACGACUGCUGUGAGGCCAUCGUCGGGGAUUUUGGGCUUGCAAAGCUCCUUGAUCAUCAGGACUCACACGUCACUACUGCGGUGCGGGGCACCGUUGGACACAUCGCACCUGAGUACCUCUCCACUGGGCAGUCAUCUGAGAAAACGGACGUCUUUGGCUUUGGUAUCCUGCUGCUGGAGCUGAUCACUGGCCAGACAGCAGUGGAGUUUGGCAAGGCAUCAAAUCAGAAGGGAGCCAUGCUGGACUGGGUGAAGAAGAUGCACCACGAGAAGAAACUUGAUGUGCUGGUUGACAAGGGCUUGAGGAGCAGCUACGACCGGAUUGAGCUUCAGGAGAUGGUGCAGGUGGCGCUCCUGUGCACCCAGUACCUCCCAGGCCACCGACCAAAGAUGUCAGAGGUGGUCCGCAUGCUGGAAGGCGACGGGCUUGCAGAGCGGUGGCAGGCGUCACAGCGGGCCGACUCCCACAAGUUCACAGUACCUGAGUUCACCUUCAGCCGCUGCUACUCUGACCUAACCGACGACUCGUCGAUGCUGGUGCAGGCCGUCGAGCUCUCUGGGCCAAGAUGACAUGAUCACCAGGUGACAUCACAAUUUGAGACACCAGCAGCAGUCCUUGUACAGCAUAAGAAAUCCUAUAUAGAUUUGGAAAACAAUCCGUACUGAAGUAAAGUAUAAAUAGUGAUGUAUGUACCUUAGAUUAAUUGUACACAGGAGAGAGCACACUCCUUGUGACAGUAUUAACCUAUUAAUAUUACAGAUAGUAGCU